AUGAGAGCAACAUGGAACCUCCAACAGCAACAAGAGGAGGAACCAGAACCUCCUCAGAUUAAAGAGGAGGAACCAGAACCUCCUCAGAUUAAAGAGGAGGAACCAGAACCUCCUCAGAUUAAAGAGGAGGAACCAGAACCUCCUCAGAUUAAAGAAGAACCAGAAUCUUCUCAGAUUAAAGAAGAACCAGAACCUCUUCAGGUUAAAGAGGACCAGGAGGAACCAGAACCUUCUCAGAUGAAAGAGGAGGAACCAGAACCUCCUCAGAUGAAAGAGGAGCAGGAGGAACCAGAACCUCCUCAGAUGAAAGAGGAGCAGGAGGACCUCGGCAUCAGUCAGCAGCUGGUUCUGAAGCAGAACACUGGAACCUUCAUGGAGUCUUGUGAGGAAAUGGACCCAGAACUGAACACUGACCGGCUCCAGUCUCAGACCGGUCCUGGUUCAGAGAGUCCGUCUGAAUCUGACAGGACUUCUGUAAAAUGUGACGUCUGUGGAAAAACCUUCAGAAAUGACCUGAGUUUGAAGAAACAUCUGAGAGUUCAUUCACAUCAGAAACCCUUAACCUGCACUUGGAGCAUUUUGUUCAGCCUGCAGGGAGCUCUGUCUCACUGUGGAGAGCUCGAACCCAACAACUACAGUAAAUAUCCAGCUAUAAUCACACUGCUCAGUCCCUGUACAGCUGAAGGAGACAGGUUGUCCAGCUCUCCUGGUCAGGGUUACAUCAUCCUGGACCAGGUCUGCUGCCAUGACAAGCAGCGCUGCAGAGACACAGACAGACAGGUGAAGACCUGCAGCUGUAACAUGUCUGAAGAACAGAAGGAAGUUCUUGUUGACCCGGAGAGGAACCCGGGUCUGGACCAGGAGGAACCUCCACAGAUCAAAGAGGAACCAGAAGACCCCYGCAGCAGUCCGGAGGUCCAGCAGCUGGUUCUGAAGCAGGAGGUCCGGUGGAAGCCAGAACCUKAUGAAGAUCCUGAUCCUCAGGACCACCUGCUGGACCCUGAGACCCAGCUACACAUUAUAGAGGUCCAGCUGGAGGAGGACCGGAUCUCCAGUCUGGAACCAGAACCUCCACAGCUUAAAGAGAACCAGGAGGAGUUCUGCAGCGGUCAGCAGCUGGUUCUGAAGCAGGAGACUGGAUCCUGCAUGGAGACUUGUGACGACAGUGACCCAGAACCAAACAACCACCAGCUCCGGCCUCGAGUCUCUCCUGGAUCUGAGAGUCCACACCAGAACCAGAACAAAGCUGUUGGGUCAGAACCAUCAGGAAAAACUGAUCUGAGCCUGAAGAAGAGAAGUCACAGAAACRAAAGUUCUUCUGGCUCCAACAAGUGGUCCAGAACUGAGUCGGCUCCAGAGUCUCUGAUAUGUGACGUUUGUGGGAAAACCUUCAGGAGUAAAUACAAAAUGAACGUUCACAACAGAAGUCACACAGGAGAGAAACCACACGCCUGUCAAAUCUGCGGCAAAACCUUCAGAGAGAGCGGCGACCUGACCAUCCACACCAGGACCCACACGGGGGAGAAACCCUACGUUUGUAAAGUGUGCGGCAGAGGUUUCAUGCACAGCGGCGGGUUGACGGUUCACCUGAGAACUCACACGGGAGAGAAACCGUACGUCUGCAAAGUGUGCCGGCAGACUUUCAGACAGAGCGGCACGCUGUCCGUCCACAUGAGGACGCACACAGGUGAGAAGCCCUUCUCCUGUGAAGUCUGCGGGAAAGAAUUCAGUCGACGCGAUAAUCUGAUCACCCACACRAGGACUCACACGGGCCAGGGCCAAAGUUCUGCUGGACCGGAUUCUGUUUCUGUGAGAGGCCACGCGGGCUUGAGGCCGUUUUCCUGUGAAACGUGUGGGAAAAGCUUCACUCAUCGCAGUAACCUGACCGUCCACAUGAGGAUGCACACCGGUGAGAAGCCCUACUCCUGUGAAAGAUGUGGGAAAGCCUUCAGGCAUCACAGCGGCUGGUCCGUCCACAUGAGGACCCACAAGGACAAGAACCUGGAGCCGUAAAACGUCCGGGAAAAAACUCUUGAGACUCCAGGAAGACUUUAAAGUAACUCACUCAUCCAUGAAACCACGAGUUGAUAUUUAAUUUUAUUUAUUGAUUUUUAAUUAUGUAAAUAUAAAAAUCAGAUAAACUGUAAAAAUGAAGCGGUUCAGGUGAAAACAGAUUCUUUAUAAAACUGAGGUUUUCAUGUUUUUAGUUUCUUCUGUUUCUUUCAUACGUCUGCAGAUUAUUUUA
Messenger RNA from Austrofundulus limnaeus, 2245 nucleotides. Its product is annotated as gastrula zinc finger protein 5-1. Gene Ontology annotation, biological process: regulation of transcription by RNA polymerase II. Bases 1 to 2013 code for a protein of 670 amino acids. Gene Ontology annotation, molecular function: DNA-binding transcription activator activity, RNA polymerase II-specific; RNA polymerase II cis-regulatory region sequence-specific DNA binding. The record is from RefSeq and is a predicted model, not a curated record. Lineage: Eukaryota; Metazoa; Chordata; Actinopteri; Cyprinodontiformes; Rivulidae. Gene Ontology annotation, cellular component: nucleus. The transcript has 6 exons.